Molecule: messenger RNA, 1737 nt
Organism: Penicillium cosmopolitanum
Lineage: Eukaryota; Fungi; Ascomycota; Eurotiomycetes; Eurotiales; Aspergillaceae
Exons: 4
Coding region: 1-1737 (578 amino acids)
Source: RefSeq, a predicted model, not a curated record
AUGACAGAACUUAGAGACCCACUUAGUCGAGCCGAGACUGGGGAUCUGGGCAAAUUCUCAAAGCUGGAGGCUUCGCUUGUUGAGACCAAGGUUGAGCAACGUCCUAAUUCAAGAGCACAAAACGAUAUCGAUCGCCAUGCCCAACAAACCGAUCUGAAAGUCAACGAAUUAGAGUUUGACUUCGAUAUUGGCCUAAAGAACUAUCCGCUUGAUAAUCUCGGAUCUCUUCAACAAGUUUUUGAUGCUGUGCAAUGUCAUCAGCAUUUGCGAAAAACGGAAAAUUUCUCUCUUGAAACCAAUGUUGAGUGCUUGCACGUGGACUUGCAGAGAGCAGAAUGGCGAACAUUGACUGCGCAGGGAAUGGGUGACUUUUUGCAGGUGAUAUUGGGACCUCACCAAAUCAAAUCUACUCCGAAGGACAAUAUCUCACAUACGAUUCUUGCUAGUAGGACUUCGACACGAGUCGGAAAGCGAAUCUGCCUGAUCAUACUCCAUCAAUACGCAGACUUCUUUUUCGUACCAUUGGUGCCCAGUGAAAAGACCUCCUUCGGUGUACGGGCUCUGAUGACACAAGAGAAUACACAACUACUUAUCAGGACCCUGCAAAUUAAUCCGCUCUUUUCCCUAAACCUUCUCGGUCAACCGGACUACUGGGCACCCAAGUCACAUUGGGAGGCCGACAAUGAUGGAAAGUUGACAGCAUGUGAUUUGUUUUGUCAACACCCACGAUGGAAUCUUCAUGUUCAAGGAUCUCCUUUAUCGGUAUAUUCACGCCAUGAUCUCACUCGCAGCUUAACAACAUACAUCAUAUCCCACAAUGAAUCUGACACAUCUGUGAAUACGCUCAAAUCGAUUCUUAACAUUGCAAUUGAUACUGCCUCGGCGUCAAGCAGGGGAGCUGUUUUCAUGGACGACCCCUUUGACAUUCACGUUAUCCUCUCCACGUUAUCACUGGAGGCUUCUAAGCAUCACGUCGCACGUUUCCGACGCUUCAUGUGGACUCAGAUCAACAAGGUCAAUGAUCACCUUGCUGGUCUUGAGGCUAGCGACCGGGCCAAACUUGGAGAUCUAACCAAACAGCUCCAAAUAGUCUCCCAAAAUGCAGACUCUCAUAUUGCAAAUGCCGAUGUUGCUAUUUUCACAGCAUCUGCGAUCCGAGAAGCACAUUCACGCCUCAGCUCUUGGCUCCCCAACUCCAGACCCUUCAUACAGCAACGUGUUCAAGACUCCAUAUAUGUCAUCUCUUCGAUGGAAAAGCAGAAAACGUGGUUUCUUAAUUACAAGCAACGGAAGGACAGUAUCAGCUCCUUGGUCUACAGUCUUGUAACGCAACAAGACGCGGCCAACAACAUCCAGAUUGCGCGCAGCAUGAAAGAAGACUCAACAUCAAUGACUUCAAUUGCUGUUCUGACCAUGGCAUUUCUACCGGGAACCUUUGUUGCGACCGUAGUUGAUGCCGAAAUAUUUGGGGCUUCUGUCAAUGACAAGGCAUGGCUUAUCUGGUUAACGAUUACAGUGCCUUUGACCUUAGCGGUCAUGAUCUGUUGGUGGAUCUAUCAAAAGUCAAAAGAGCCCAAAAGUACGGUUACAUCAACGUCAAAUGAUAAGGAUAAUCUUGGGUCUAUAAUCGAAGGAAGACGAAUAAGUUCGCUUCGAAGACGAAGUGCCUUCAGCAGUUUUUCCUUUCGAAGGGGAAUCAAUGGUGAGAAAACCGCCACCAGCGAUCAAAUACUAUAG